AUGUCGACUAGUACCUCUUCUAAAGUUUCUGGUGUGAGAAGGAGAGCUUGUGUCAAUUGCACUUCUGUCAAAUCGAAAUGCCUGCCAUUCUCAUCUGACGAAUGCCAGCGGUGUAAUCGGCUUGGUAAGCGGUGCACUUAUCUCAACGUUGUGGAGAAGCGAAAGAGUCCCUCCAACUCCUCUCGUACACGGCUCCUCGAGCAGCGGCUGAGUAGAGUUUUGGCUCUGCUUGGCACCCAAGCUCAGGGUACGCCUAUGAGUGGCUUCGUUGCACAGUUAGCUGCUGAGGACCUCGAUAUGGAUGCACUGAAUGGUACCCUGUUUGGCCAAUUGCCAAUAUCUCAAGGCUUAACACUUCAGGGGACGCUAGAUGUUGUCGAUCGUGGGUUUCUCAGCUUGCCUGAAGCGCAGAGCUUGCUUGACAACUAUCGCAACAAAGCGGUCGAACACUUCCCUUUUGUUCCAAUCUCUUCUGAUACUACGAUCGCUUCUCUAAGAGCUACCAAGCCCUUUUUAUUCAUGUGCAUCGUGGCAACCAUGAAAUUCGACAAUUGUAAUAUCCAGCACCAGAUCGGUGAAGAAAUCCGCAACCAAGCACACCAGCGAGUUUUGAUGCAGUCAGAGAGCACUCUUGAAAUUCUGCAAGGUCUCUUGAUCUACCUGUCAUGGUACCAGUAUUUCUUCAUCAGCUACGAGAAGCAGCAAAUUGUCCCAAUCGCACAAUUGUGUGUGUCACUGGUUCAGAACCUCGGGCUCGAUCAGAACCCUGAUAAUAUGAGGCGAAAAGUCGAUCUUGGGCCAGACGAAACAGCCCCUGGACGAAAGGCCGCGCGGUCUGCAGAGCAACUUCGGGCUUUGCUUGGAACAUAUUGCACGGCAUCUUGGGUUUCUAUCAAGUUUCGGACUCGUGGCGCUUUGCCAUAUACAGGAUACAUCAAGCAAAGCUGGGAACGCCUUCUUUCCAAUGCAGAAUGCCCUAGUGACCUUAUGAUUCCCCAUUUCGUCCGCAUAAGCGAAAUGUGCCGUCGUAUAUGUGACACUUUUGGGUACGACGAUCUCGAAAACUCGGGGAUGAGGGGAGAGUUUGUCAGUGCCAUGGCUUUGCAGACCCUCAAUAACGAAUCUGCAUUGUUGAAAGCCUCAAUUCCUCCGGAUCUCCAGAACAACCUUGCUAUAAGAAUGGAGGUCUACUUGCUUGAUACCUUACUCGGUGAAGUUUCACUGCAUGAUGAAUUUUGGGAUACCACAUCGACUUCUAACCACUUCGUAACUAAUAAUCCGUCUUCCUCAACCAAUACCAGGGUCUCCAUCUUGUUCAACCUAAUUCGAAGCUGCAAGUCGUUGAAUGAUGCCGUCAUAGCCUAUCCAGACGAAGAGCUCUGGUACAUCACGUUUUACACAACGGCCAAGAUCUGCAGAAGCCUCUUGUGUCUCUCAAAUGCUAGCAAGAUAUCAUCGGAGAUCUUUAGAGAGACUGGAAUUGCUUCCUACAAUGCCCCUUUCAUUGCCAUUAGUUCUCCUGUUCACGACGCUAUGACAGUUGAGAGGGUGGCUGACUUGAAGGGCGAGGCAAAGCGGCUGCAACGAAAAUUCAAGAAUCUGUCACCUCAAGUACAGAAAAUCGGUAAUGAAGAAGACAUUAUGCUCGGAUUCUCGGAUAUGAUAUGGGCAGUGGCAGUUGCGUAUGAGGAAACGAAAGGGCUGGAACCAAGCCUUUUGAGCUUUUCUGUUGGGAGCGAUGGACAGAACUCUUCUUCCGAGCUAGGAAGCUCGGAAGGCUAUCUCUCAAGUACUGGCUCAGGAAGUAUGCAGCCUGAAGCAGUGUUAGACUUUGGUCUGAUGGAAGAUGAAACUUGGGAAGAGUUGUUGGCUGGGAUUGCUACCGUAAAUGACCCGGCAUCAUCGCUGCAAAUAUGA
Molecule: messenger RNA, 1917 nt
Organism: Fusarium proliferatum ET1
Lineage: Eukaryota; Fungi; Ascomycota; Sordariomycetes; Hypocreales; Nectriaceae
Exons: 4
Coding region: 1-1917 (638 amino acids)
Biological process (GO): regulation of DNA-templated transcription
Cellular component (GO): nucleus
Molecular function (GO): transcription cis-regulatory region binding; zinc ion binding; DNA-binding transcription factor activity, RNA polymerase II-specific
Source: RefSeq, a predicted model, not a curated record